GGUUAAUGUGUAAUUAGCUUUGCUACUUACUCCGAAAGGAAGUAUCGAGUUCGAUAAACCGGAAUUCACUCGAACCUUCGUUGAAUGUGCGCAUGUGCAACGUCAUCAAGUGUGUUAUGUGCCUUAUUUUAUACAAUCUUGGAGUUGCCAAUCACCGUGAUUAAUAUAAUUAUAAUUCCGCGAUAGCAGGUUGGGAGUGUCGAUAGGUUGCUGGCUGGUCAGCACAGCUUUGGUCAGUAGAGCAGCUUUGGUUGCGUGAGACGGUCGACACACAUCCGAAUACAUCCGAAUCCGCCCAUCACGCGAUGCUGCUCACGUUCUUGACGUUCAUAGGGAUCUGCAGUUUUGCCAGUUGGGUGUAUGAAAACUUCCGCACACCAGUGCUGUUAAUCUAUCGAGGGUUAACCCAAGGGAGCGGCAAUAACUUUCCUGAAAAGUAUGGGCCAUGGGCUGUCAUUACAGGAGGCUCUGAUGGAAUCGGCAAAGGGUAUGCGCACUACUUAGCCCGGCAGGGCAUGAAAGUUUUGCUCAUAGCACGCAACGAGGCCAAACUGAAGAAAGUGUCGCAAGAGAUCACCGAAAAGUAUGGCGUAGAAACAAAGAUUCUAGUUGCCGAUUUUUCGAAGGGCGAGCAAAUUUAUCACGGACUAGAAACGGAGCUCACUACACUUGACAUCGGCAUUCUGGUCAACAACGUUGGAGUGAUAAACGAAAAGCCGAUUCGCUUAGAAGCAAUGGACAAAAAAUUGCUUUGGAGUCUCAUCAACGUAAAUGUGGCUGCUGCAACGUUGCUAUGCAGCAUACUAAUACCCGCCAUGAAACGCAAAAGGCGAGGGCUUAUCGUAAAUAUUUCGUCACUAUCGGCCUUAGCCCCUACUCCUUAUCUCGCGGUUUACGCGGCAACGAAGGCUUACAUGACCAGCUUUUCGCUAGCAUUGCGCCAAGAGUUACUUUCGUACGGGGUCGAAUGUCAAACGGUUUCUCCGGGUUACGUGGAAACUAAUAUGACGGAGUACCUCACGCAGCCGAAUGCGCCGAAGAAGCAUUUUACCCAGCAAUUGGUGAAAGUGAAAGAUUUUUUGCAUUACGCAGGGUACACGAUUGGGAAAGUUGACAUUACAUGUGGUCACUUUACACACGGAAUACAGACUGCUCUUUUAAAAAUACUUCCAGAUUGGUUGAAACUGCGUGUGUACACAAAAAUGUACACUCAUUUACUGCACAAGUUUUCCCAUUAACGCAACAAUAGUAGCAAAGUGUGUGGUAUUAUAACGGCAAAACACAUUAAAAAUAAACACUUCGUAGCCUUGAAUGCAUGCAACAGUUCCUUCUUAAGUACGGAACAAACCUAUGGGCCUAUAGUUAGUUAAUUAAUAUCCAGAAUUGUAGAAUUGUCUUCAAUCAGCUUUUGGAGCUUAUUUCUUAAUU
Anopheles bellator is the source of this 1428-nucleotide messenger RNA. RefSeq names its product inactive hydroxysteroid dehydrogenase-like protein 1. Bases 306 to 1238 code for a protein of 310 amino acids. Gene Ontology annotation, molecular function: oxidoreductase activity. Lineage: Eukaryota; Metazoa; Arthropoda; Insecta; Diptera; Culicidae. The record is from RefSeq and is a predicted model, not a curated record. The transcript has 4 exons. Gene Ontology annotation, cellular component: endoplasmic reticulum.